Halichondria panicea is the source of this 2637-nucleotide messenger RNA. RefSeq names its product mucolipin-3-like. The transcript has 15 exons. Gene Ontology annotation, cellular component: lysosomal membrane; plasma membrane. NCBI's taxonomy places the organism in Eukaryota, Metazoa, Porifera, Demospongiae, Suberitida, Halichondriidae. Gene Ontology annotation, molecular function: NAADP-sensitive calcium-release channel activity. The coding region runs from base 101 to 2539 and encodes 812 amino acids. The record is from RefSeq and is a predicted model, not a curated record.
AUGAUUAACUUCUGCAGCAGUAUUGAAAAGAAGGCAGUAACACCUCUCACAUGCAAUAAAAGGUAUAAAGAUAGCUAACCAUAGUACAGUUCAUCUGACAAUGAGCCAUAUGGCUUCUGUUGACCACAUUGAGGGAGUGUACUCUCUCAUGCCCGAUGAAGCAGCUGCUAACAGUGGCACUGCUGGUGCUACUCGACCUCGUAUGAAAUCAUCUUCAGUUGUAGACAAAUUAUCGGCCAAUCAUGAGCACUCUCGCAGACUCACCGACAUUGUGAAGAGAAAAUCGAGAAGCUCCAGCACCACUAGUGACACUCCUUUAAUAUCUCAGAACAAAUUAGUGGAUGGCUCUGAAUCAGAUGAUAAAGCUACAGACCAUAUUACAAUGCAGAUGAAUGAAGAUGUAUUAAUUAGUGAAGUUGAAGAAGAUGAUGUGCUAACACCACUAUCAGAACCACCAAGCAAGCAAAAAGGAAUACUAAAGCGCUCUGCAGUAGUGGAUAGUGGUAACUUCGGUGGGGGUGUCUCAUCUCCCAUGUCCAUCAAUUCCUCACCACCACUAUCUCCCUCCGUUAGUCCAUCCAGUCGAGGGGGGUGGCGGAGAGAGUCCGAAGUUCAGUUCCAGCUCCAACCACCUAGUGACGCUACACUUGUGGAGCUACAAACAAUCAGCGAUGAACCUGGAGGGAAUUCAGAAUUUGAACGCUUAGACAGUCUGGAGGAAGAAUCCCAAACAAUAGACCAUCGCUUAUUAUCAGGGAACAGGAUUAGGUCCAGUCUGACCAAACUAACGAGAUAUCGUUCCAAAGGCAAAGGUGCUCCACCACCUAGGAAGAAGUUGCAAAGGUUACAAUCACAGCUGGAUCUGGACGACCUCUCCCGGAAUGAGGUGGAGCUCAAGGCCAACCUCUACUUUCACAUCGGGAACCCCAUUAAGAGGUGGAAGGUCGAGAGGGUGGUCCCGAUUAAGCUCCUACUGCAGUUACUCAAAACGUUCUGCCUCAUUGUACAGGUGAUACUGUUUACGACAACCUUGUCCCAUCAGAGGUCUGACUUCUUCUACAAUAGUCGAGUGAUCUUCGAGAGCCUGUUCAUCCAGCGGUUCCAGAAUGGAGUGACCAUGCCCAGGGACACAUACACUGCAUACAACAUACAGGACAUGUACAGCGAGUUUGAAUACAUCUCAAGACAGUACUUUAAUCUUCGUGACAUCACGAUUGGUGGCUAUGACUACGCCUCAGUGGAUAACCAAGGCAAUCCCACUCCCAUCAUCAUGGAGCUGACUCAGUUCACUGUGGCCGAGCUCAACACGGUCAACAACUCCUACGUACUCGAUGGAACGCUCAACAAAACUGUAUUCUACAUCGGACAAAAUGACAACGCAACAUUAACGUAUCUAGAGCAUUCUCAAGACCCUUUAUUUCACAGAUUUAUCUCUUUGACAGUGAGAAUGCUUGUCAAGAACAUUCGAGUGGUGCAUGCAGAGAGAGCCGAGUGUUUCUUCAUCAACGUGUCCAUUAACUAUAAUAACGAAGACAACGGAGGAAAAAUUUUGUACCAUUUGGAGGAAAAGCACGCUAACUUGGAUUGUAAAAGCAGCAUUCUGAUGGGCUCAGAUAAGAUUGUAGUGAUCUAUGGAGCAAUGACCGCUUUGGACGUCAUGAUAAUCAUACUCUGCUGUUUUUCAAUCGGUCUCACAAUCAAGAGUCUUGAGCGAGCAAAAAAACUGGCAAAGGCAAUGGGGACCUUCUAUCGGAGGGAGCUGGGUAUCAAGCUCAGCUGGUGGGAGAGACGAUCACUGUUCCCACUGUGGCAUGCCCUCAAUAUCACCAGUGAUCUGCUCAUCAUUGCAGGCAGCUUCUACAAGAUCUUUGUGGACUAUAGGGUGAAUGACUUAGACGAUGCCAACCCAACCAGCCUACUUCUUGGGACGGCUGUUCUCUGUCAAGCGGGCGUAAUCCUUCGUUACAUAUCCUAUUUCAAAGAACUCAAUGCACUCACUCGGACCAUCUCCCUGGCCUUCCCCGAACUGGUCAAGUUCCUCCUCUGUGCAGGCAUACUAUUCUUGGCUUUCACUUUCAAUGGAUGGAUAAUCCUCGGUCCCUACCACGAAAAGUUUGUAGGUUUCGGUGGCUCCUUUGAAACCCUUUUCAGUUUGUUGAAUGGAGAUGACAUUUACACCACAUUCAAUGGCAUAGAUAUGGAGGACAGUGUAGCGGUGUACGUGUACAGUCGCUUGUACAUGUACGUCUUUCUUAUCCUGUUCCUCUACUUUGUGCUCAACCUCUUCACGUCGUUGGUGAUCUCCGCUUACGAGGCAUCACAGUCGUACAACACGGCCUAUGACAAUGAAGUGCGGAGGUUUGUCUUCUCUGGUCCACUCACUCCCAAUGGAGCAGCUCUGAGGGAUAUCACCAGAACUAAAAAUUACGUUGACCCUGAAGUUAUUAAGAAGAGAAUGAAGCAACCUCCCUCUGAGUCACCACAGCAGAAACGGAGAGGAUAUAGCUGGCUGCAAAGUGCAGAGACUGUUGAUCAAUAGAUCGAGCAAUGCUCUUAUAUUUGUGUUAUCUUUUUAUUAGUUGUACUAUACACAUACACUUUUGAGCGGAUGUCUUUUUCAAAACAUUUUUACAUCAA